AUGUCAGAGCAGCUGGAAUACACGCUCUUCUACUGGCCCGAGAUCCCAGGCCGGGGCGAGUUCGUACGCCUCUGCUUCGAAGCCGCCCGUGUCGAAUACAAGGAACAGAACGAUGUGACAGAAUUGUCCAAGCUGCUUUUGAACAAGGACGUUGCUGGCAUGGCCGCUCCCCACUUUGCCGUGCCCGUACUCGGCGUCCGUCAUUUCGAAGAUGCAGCUUCUACCUUGAAGAAAGCGAGGGCAGACACCGCGACCGACGUCAAGGACUCUGGCAAGACGCACUACAUUAGCCAGACACCCGCCAUCCUCAGCUUUCUCGCUCCCCGACUCGGUCUGCUCGGCGAUGCAGAAAAGCUCGAAAGAUUCGAGCGCGAUGUAGCCGUGGCUCAGAUCCAACAGCUUUGUGCAACUGCACUGGACCUCAACAAUGAGGUACACGACACGCACCAUCCCAUCUCAACCUCGUCGUACUACGAAGAUCAGCGAACAGAAGCCAAAGCACGCGCUGCCGAUUUCCGCACCAACCGUUUGCCCAAGUUUCUGCAGGUGUUCGAGGCCGCCUUGCGCGACAAUGGCGCCGACCCAGAUCAGAAGCAGCUAGCAGCCACAAGGUUGUGGGGAAGCAAGACGACCGUGGCCGACCUGACUGCCUUCCAGGUGGUAGAUGGGCUGCUCUUUGCGUUUCCCAAUUGCAUGCAGAACUUGAAGCAGGCAGGCAAGUUCGACCAAGUCUUUCGGCUGCACGACCAGAUCAAGGACGAGCUGAAGGAGUAUUUGCAAAGCGAGAGGAGGCUGCCCUACUCGAACGGCGUCUUUCGGCACUAUCCUGAGCUCGAUGAUGCCGAGUAA
This is a messenger RNA of Sporisorium graminicola, 849 nucleotides long. RefSeq lists its product as uncharacterized. The record is from RefSeq and is a predicted model, not a curated record. Lineage: Eukaryota; Fungi; Basidiomycota; Ustilaginomycetes; Ustilaginales; Ustilaginaceae. The transcript has a single exon. Gene Ontology annotation, molecular function: glutathione transferase activity. Gene Ontology annotation, biological process: glutathione metabolic process. The coding region runs from base 1 to 849 and encodes 282 amino acids.